AUGCACGCACCGGCCUUUGCGCCGCCUCAUGGAUUUGAUGUUGGGGGGAAGAGAAUGGUAGAGGAGAUGAAAAUUCUGGGUACAAGAUCCCCGUCACCACCCAUAACCUCAAUCCAAGUCACCUUGCUGUCUGACUUCACUGUUGUUGCUGGCGCUGCUUACUGGGAAUUACGAGAAACCCAAUGCUUUGCUGUCUACUUUGCUUGCGACAAUCAAAUCCCAAGGAAGGGAGGGACAUCUUUCAUGCUCGCUAUGAUCCAUCAACUGCUCAACCAGCGGCCGGCAGAGCUGCGAGAAGUGCGAGAGCUUCUGGAUGUUGAGCAGGCUUCGGGGGAUGUUCCAAAUAUACAGGUCGUCAACUUCAGUGCCGAUGACCUGGGAAUGUCGAUCGAGGGCCAGUCGACAAUUCGCAUCGAUGCCACUGAUGUGGUACGUCUUGAGAUUGGAUGCCUUCGGAACCAACUGCUCGCGCAGCUGAAGCUAGAGUCACAACUGCAACAAAAGAUAGGAGUGAUUGAAAAAGCCCUUGAUAGGUGUCAGAGCCACUCCGAACUUGCCUUGACGCUGGAAGCAGCCACAAAGCCUCUUUCCAAUGUAUCGAACACUAUUGGGUCGUAUGCCUCAGCUCUCGAGGCUUUGACGUCAAGUAUGGAAGACAUGAUUGCUUUGAAAUAUCGUGAACUACCUGAGUGGGCUCGUUGUGCACUUGGUUGGAUUAUGCACGCAAUAACGCCUCUGACACUGAGCGAAUUGGCCACUGCCAUCAGCAUCACAUCGAAUACUAGCACCCCCGACGAGCAACGGCUGCUCCUCAAUUUAGCCCUUCAGCUCAAGGAUGUCUUUGGGUCCCUUGUUGUUGUGGAAAGUGGGAUAGUGCUCAUCCGCGACAAACAGGUGCGAGACUGCGUCCGGUGCCUGAUCAAUUCCGACCAGAGGGAGGAAACGUCUUCACCUGUCCCCAAACACAAGGAUAUUGCGGAGGGUCUGCUUCGAUAUCUUUCUUCCGAUCUCAUUCUUAAUAUGGCGCAGUCUCAAUCGUACAGCGGUUCCAGUUCACUUCAACAAAAGGGUGGUUUUGCUGAUCUGGUUGGGUACGCAACCAAAUGGUGGCCCAAUCAUUUCACAGAAGCAAAUAUAGACCAUGAAACUGCGACCGAAAUUCUUCGGGGCACCAUUUGCUGCACUGAGUUUGGAGUAUGGGAGCAUAAAAUUCGCACUCUCGCGAGACUUGAAACAGCAAAAAUUGAGCCGUUGGUUCUGGCUGCCCAGUACGGCUGGAAAGAUAUUGUUCGAAAUGCUGAAGCAUUGCAGCAAGCCGCUUUGCAUGACCAUCGCGAGAUAAUAGACCUCCUUUUGCCCGACCAGACUGGGAGUGUCACUACCAAAUGGCAUGACGAGAUGAUUACUUGUGCGGCACUCGCAGGUCAUCUUGGUUUAGUGGCAUAUCUCAUACAGCAGGGUGAAAGCGCCAGCAUGAGAGAUGGAGAUUCAACCCUCUUACAGAUCGCAGCGCGCAUAGGUCAUGACUCGAUCGUGCACCUUUUGCUUUCAUCUGGGACCGAUCCUGACUUAGCUACAGCGAAGGAUCGUACCAAGCCUCUCCUGUAUGCCGUUAAAAAUGGCCAUCUCUCCAUUGUGAAACAGCUGUUAGAACACAAUCCACCUGCACAAAUAAUGGUCACGGAUGAGAAGGCGCAAAACUCAUUCCAUCUCGCCUCUGAGUAUAACCACCCCAGUAUCGUCUCAUACUUGCUCGACAUUCGUUCCAGACAUGAGGCGCAUGCUUCUACAGUCCUAAAUGCCAUCGAUUCGGAUCACCGAACACCCCUCUCCUUGGCCGUCUUGAACGGUUGUAAGACUAUCGUCGAACUGCUUCUCAAAGAGCGGCCGUACGUUAACCUCGGAGAUUGUGCAGGCCAAACAGUUCUUUACGAUGCGGUCGCCGGGCGGCAUGAGAGCAUUGCAAGGACUAUCAUCAACUACUUUGGCCCCGGAGGCUUUCCCGCUGAAUUCCACAAUAUUUGUCGCAAAGCGACCCAAGUCGGAUUUGUCGAUGUGCUUGAGUCUUGCCUUGUCAUGUGGACAGGUGAAAAUGUCAAAGGACCCGCACAGUAUACUGACUUUAACGGCUGGAUGCUUCUUCACCACGCCGCCAAAGAAGGACAUCUAGGAGUGGCAGAGUUGCUUAUCCGAUUCGAUGUGCCCAUUGACGUCUCUUUACCGGGUGAUGAUAACUGCACCCCGCUGACGCUCGCGUCCUUGGCCGGUCACGAUUCCCUCGUUCAAUUGCUGAUCAAAAAUUCAGCAAAUGUGCACGUAAAAAAUAAAGACGGAGAGACGAUUGUCACGCAAAUCUCGCGGCAUGAGCAAAUUGAACCCAGUCACGUUCGCAUAGUCGAAUCUCUGCUUGGUGUGGGGUUGGAUCCGAAUACACGCGAUUCAUCGGAGUGGCGCCUUUUUCACGGUCUUUACGCCCUUCACUGGGCAGCGGGUAGGCGUCACAGUACAAUAGUUCAGGCUCUGAUUGAUGGAAACGCAGAUAUGGAUGUAGAAGACAUUAAAGGCCGACGGCCUCUUCACUACGCUGCAAGGCAUGGAGCUGUGGAGACCUCGCGACUUCUGCUCAAUGCAAACGCCAAUCCCCAAGCCGUUGACAAGAGAGGAAAGACUGCUGUACACGAGGCUCUGAAGAGUGGUGCAAUCGGGGUCAUGGAUGUUUUGUGGGAAUUGAACGAAGACACAUUUUUCCUGGUCGAUAUCGAUCAAAGCACGGCUCUUCAUGGUGCUAGGACAGUGGCAGCUGCGCUCUGGCUUAUUAAUCACGGGCUCCAGGUGAACAGCAAGAACAAGAAUGGCGAAACGCCGCUAAUGAUGCAGUGCAAGGAGGGCAGGGAUGAAGUGGUUGCUUUGCUUCUUUCACACAAUGCCGAUCCCAGAAUUGCAGAUGAUAGGAGUCAAAUCGUUUUGCACUGUGCCAUGGCAAAAGGUCACCUGGCUGUUGCGACAGAACUUAUCGCAAAGGAUCCUUCUCUCCUAGAGAUUCAUGACAAUGAAGGACAAACUCCAUUACAUUACGGCGUCCACAAAUCGAGAUUCACACUCGCGUGGCUUUUAUCAUCUUCUGAGAUACCGUCGAUCAUUGCGGAUGUCCCCGAUAAAGACGGAAACACCGCACUCAUGCUCGCCAUAAAGGACGACCAACCAGGACUCGCCCAAUUGCUCUUGCACCAUGGCGCCAGCACGAUAACUCGGAACCACAAGGGAGAAAGUCCCUUGGUCACUGCCAUCAGCCUGAAUCAGAGGGAAUUGUUUCCCCUGAUCUUGGAACAUCUGAAAGGGGAACUGCAAGACGGAAAUGAAAACUUUCUGAAUGAAGGUCAACCCACGCCGCUUUACAAGGCAUGUGAAGAAGGGUGUUUUGAUCUGGUGAAGGAGUUGGUCCAAGUGAAUGCGCCCGGGGGCGGGGAAGCGGGCACCGCCCUGGGCGUGUCGGCGAGGAUCUGCCACCGCGGACAGGUGGAGUACCUCCUAGCGCACAACGCCGACGCGAGUCAAGCGGCGGGCAUAUAUCCGCACGCUCUUAGUGCCGCACUGCGAUCUGGGUGGGCUUCUUAUGUCGUUGAUCUACUCGUGGGGCGACACGAGGUGCCUAUCGAAAGAGCCGAUCAGCAAGGCCGACGGGCUGUGCACAUGGCCGCACGCAAGCGACUGUGGCCUUUGAUAAAGUCCAUAGAAUCCCGCGGAGGGCUGAUGACGGCCCCCGAUACCCAGGGACGGACUUUUCUGCACCAUGCUGCCGCCGCCGCCGGCGAGAUCAUUGUGCAAGAGGCCUUGGACAUGCCGCUGGACAUCUUAUCGCAAUUGAAUGUGGACGAUGCGAAUGGCUGGAGUCCCCUUCACUGGGCCUGCCGCGCGAAAUCUAAUGAAGAUGUUGUUCGCUUGCUCCUGUCUGCUGGCGCUGACCCAAAUAAGGCCACAUCAGAUGGCUGGACUCCUUUGGACAUCGCCAUAUUCCAUGAUGCCGCCUAUGUCGAGUCUGUGCUGUUAGAGUUUGCCUCUGGGCCCUUGCAUUGCUCCAUCAAAAACAAAGGGCAGGUCCAUAGGAGUCGUUUAUGUGACGGUUGCGGCUUUGUGAGUUUUCCUUUCCCCUCCCCAUCUCCUCGGUUCGCCUUUCUUGGUGACACUUUGCUGAUAAUAUCGUGUUAUCUUUCCCCAAAGAGAAUUUUCGGUGUUCUAUAUCACUGCACGGUAUGUGAGCGUUUCAACUUCUGCUUCAAGUGUUACUGGAGUGCUGCUCAGACACACCCGGGUCACACAUUCGAGGCAGUUGGGGAGGGACCGGAGCGUGGUCCAGAGUGA
Penicillium brevicompactum is the source of this 4359-nucleotide messenger RNA. Its product is annotated as Ankyrin-2. NCBI's taxonomy places the organism in Eukaryota, Fungi, Ascomycota, Eurotiomycetes, Eurotiales, Aspergillaceae. The record is from RefSeq and is a predicted model, not a curated record. The transcript has 3 exons. The coding region runs from base 1 to 4359 and encodes 1452 amino acids. Gene Ontology annotation, molecular function: protein binding.